Onychomys torridus (southern grasshopper mouse) is the source of this 7807-nucleotide messenger RNA. RefSeq names its product nuclear receptor binding SET domain protein 2 (gene Nsd2). Gene Ontology annotation, molecular function: histone H3K36 methyltransferase activity. Lineage: Eukaryota; Metazoa; Chordata; Mammalia; Rodentia; Cricetidae. The record is from RefSeq and is a predicted model, not a curated record. Gene Ontology annotation, cellular component: nucleus; chromatin. The coding region runs from base 198 to 2141 and encodes 647 amino acids. The transcript has 11 exons. Gene Ontology annotation, biological process: regulation of DNA-templated transcription.
CCUGCCCUCCGCGGCCUCGCGCCCGCCGCCGCCGCCGCCGCCGCCGCCGCUGGACAGCCACUGCCGGACAAGCCUCCGGAGGAUGCGACGCAGUGCAGCUCAGGACGAGGUUUGACAUUGACGACGAAACGGUAUGAAAUCGGAUGUUCUGACAGGAAUCAUUUCCAGUGUUCUAAGAACCAAAGCAUCUAGGCUGGAUGGAAUUUAGCAUCAGAAAAAGCCCUCUUUCUGUUCAGAAAGUUGUAAAGUGCAUGAAGAUGAAGCAGGCACCAGAAAUCCUUGGCAAUGCAAAUGGGAAGACUCAGAACUGUGAAGUGAAUCAUGAAUGUUCUGUAUUCCUCAGCAAAGCUCAACUUUCUAACAGCCUACAAGAGGGGGUCAUGCAGAAAUUUAAUGGCCAUGAUGCACUCCCCUUUCUUCCGGCAGAGAAGUUGAAAGAUCUUACUUCCCGAGUGUUUAAUGGAGAACCUGGUGCUCAUGAUGCUAAAUUGUGUUUUGAAUCCCAGGAAGUGAAAGGAAUUGGGACACCACCCAAUACUACUCCUAUUAAAAAUGGCUCUCCAGAAAUUAAACUGAAAAUCACAAAAACAUAUAUGAAUGGGAAACCUCUCUUUGAAUCUUCAAUUUGUGGUGACAGUGCUGCUGAUGUGUCUCAGUCAGAAGAAAAUGGACAAAAAUCGGAUAAUAAGACUAGGAGGAACAGGAAGAGGAGCAUAAAAUAUGACUCUUUACUGGAGCAGGGCCUUGUGGAAGCAGCUUUAGUGUCCAAGAUCUCAAGUCCUGCAGAUAAAAAGAUUCCAGUUAAGAAGGAGUCCUGUUCAAAUACUGGCAGAGACAGAGACCUCUUGUUGAAAUACAACGUGGGUGAUUUGGUGUGGUCCAAAGUGUCAGGUUACCCUUGGUGGCCUUGCAUGGUUUCUGCUGAUCCACUCCUUCACAACCACACCAAGCUUAAAGGUCAGAAAAAAAGUGCACGCCAGUAUCAUGUACAGUUCUUUGGUGAUGCCCCAGAAAGAGCUUGGAUAUUUGAGAAGAGCCUUGUUGCUUUUGAAGGAGAAGAACAAUUUGAAAAAUUAUGCCAAGAAAGUGCCAAGCAGGCACCCACAAAAGCUGAGAAAAUCAAGUUGUUAAAGCCUAUUUCAGGGAGAUUGAGAGCCCAGUGGGAAAUGGGCAUUGUUCAAGCAGAGGAAGCUGCUAGCAUGUCGGUGGAGGAUCGGAAAGCCAAAUUCACCUUCCUCUAUGUGGGGGACCAGCUACACCUCAACCCUCAAGUGGCUAAGGAGGCUGGCAUUGUUACAGAACCUUUGGGAGAAAUGGUAGACUCUUCAGGGGUCAGUGAAGAAGCUUCUGCAGACCCUGCAUCUAUGAAAGACGAGGAUAUUCCCAUGAAGAGAAGGCGAAGAACCAAAAGGUCUAGUUCUGCUGAGAACCAAGAGAGUGACCUUAGCACAGAAAAGAGUGCCCCUCCAAAGAUCGCAGAGGCUGAACCUAAGAGAGGAGUAGGAUCUCCUCCUGGGAGGAAGAAAUCCACAGCUUCUGCUCCACGGAGCAGGAAGGGAGACUCAGCAUCCCAGUUUUUAGUCUUCUGUCAAAAACACAGGGAUGAGGUUGUAGCUGAACAUCCAGAUGUCUCAGGCGAGGAGAUUGAAGAAUUACUUGGAUCCCAGUGGAACAUGCUCAAUGAAAAACAGAAAGCACGAUAUAAUACAAAGUUUUCCCUAAUUACCUCUGCCCAGUCUGAAGAAGAUUCAGGUAAUAUAAACGGGAAAAAAAGAAACCACACAAAGAGGACAGAUGACCCUCCAGAAGAUGUUGAUGUUGAAGAUGCACCCCGGAAAAGACUUAGGACAGAUAAGCACAGUCUUCGGAAGAGAGAGACAAUCACCGACAAAACGGCCAGAACAAGCUCAUACAAGGCCAUAGAGGCAGCCUCCUCGCUCAAGAGCCAGGCAGCAACGAAAAAUCUUUCUGAUGCUUGCAAACCACUGAAGAAGCGAAAUCGGGCUUCUGCAACUGCAUCUUCAGCACUUGGGUUUAGCAAAAGUUCAUCUCCUUCUGCAUCCUUAACUGAAAAUGAGCUUUUAUGGGAGCCCACAUCAGUCAAGUUGGACUUGAAUUCAGCCGCCCUGUACUGCACUUAGAAUGAUGUAAUAUCCCAAGAUGUCUGCUGCAGGUGGUGCAUCAUCGUAUACACUAAGUGACAUUUCUAUCACAAUCAUUUUAUGGAAGAUGUGUGAUAAUCUGUUUUUACUGGUAUUAAUAAACACAUACAAUGAAGAAAACAGAUAACAAAUUUUAAGACCAAGGUAAGAUACCCAAUCAAGGCCAUUUAAUCAAUCACAUUCAUCUCAUAAUAGAAACACAUUCAUAUUCUAAAGAUCAAUCUGAAGUUCAAGUUGAGGAGGAGGCCCUCCAAUUGAGGCUAUCCCAGAGCUAUGACAAUGGCAUCAUAUUGAAGAGGUUAUCCUGUUAAUGCUCAUUUUUUUCCUCUAAUUCAUAAUUUACUGAAUUUUUAAGGAAAAAUGUCAGCAUCUGUUCACUAUCAAUAUGAAAGAACAAGCAGGACACAUUAAGGGGUCCUUUGUCAACUAUUUUCAUUGCCAAUGAAAUGUAUUCAGUAUUGUAGAUAUUAAACCAGUUUCCCACAUAAAAGGCAGGAGGAGUUUUGAUUCUGUCCUUUUUUACUUGACAGUUUUACUAUGACACUAGACACAGUAGAUUUUUAGGGAAAAAUGCCAUUUACAGUAUCAUUGUGAACCAUUCAACUAUUGAUCCAGUCACUGAUAACUAGAAGACACCAUAAUCAGGUUAUUUACAACAACCACAUCAUCAGUUGCUUUUGUAGAACAUCAGCAUCAUGUUUUAAAUGUUGUGGUUCUGGAUGCCCAUCUGGGGCAUACCCAGGUGCCCGCAUGUUUGCAUGGGAGGAAAGGCUCCACUUGCCCUCAGCUCAAGAAGCAGAGCUUGUGCUGUACACGGGGUGUGUGAGCGGUGCCCAGGCCGUUGCACACAGACACCUCAGUGUUGGACCUGUGAUGAAAGUUUCUGAGAAAUACUUUUGUUCCAAACCAUUAAGUAAUGUAACGCAUGUAAAACACGUAGCGUGCCUGGCACCUUACAAGGACUCAGUGGUUCACUAUUGUGACAGUAAUGGUUAUUACAAUAAAAUAAUAAAAUCACCACCAUUCCAUUUUUAUCCAAAAGUAUAAAUUUUUCUUUGGCAUGAAAAAUGAUCCUCUUGACUGCAUCAUGCAUGUGUGGAUAAAAUAAAUCCAGGAGUAGCAGAACCCUAGCUCUGUUUGUGUGACACAGUAGGGUAUUAGACUGUGAAGUUGUGGUCUGGUAGGUCACUCAGCUGGCUCUGCUCAAAUGUACUUAGAGACAUGACCUCAGAGAAUACCUAAUGUGAGCAUUCUAAGUUGUACUGUUCUUAAAGGACAUGAAAGAUCUCAGGUAAAUUAAAUUUUUUUAAAUAUAAAUCACAAACUUAAAAAGUAUGAAGAAACAGGAUGAUGUAGAAAUGGCCCUGGUUCAAGAAGUGAUUUCUCAAAAGUACAGACACGACACUGAUAAGGUCUUGGGCAGAAAUGAAGGUAUUUCAUUUGAAAUUAGAGCAUGAUGAAUUUUGAGUGGGUGCCCUGGAAGCAGCUAUGUGCAGAUACAGCAGGAAUCAGUCAGAGGACACGUACUUUGCUCUGUACUGGGGAGUGAGGACUUCAGAACUAAUGGCGAUGUCUGCAGUGUGGGCACAAUUAGUACCUGCUGAAUUCAGAGAGUAUGAGGUGAGCACGGGUGGGGAUCAUGGAAUAUUCUUCAACCAGGGGCAGGGUUCUUAGCAUGCUGCAGUGAGAAUGGAGUGACAGUCCUCCAUAUAGGGUUUCCUGCCCCAGAGACCAGCAGUCGUCUCACAGUAAAUAAGCAGAGGUCCAUGUCAGCUCUUGGCUGACCUCUCCUAAAAGAGGUGACUCUUAAUCAAGGAGGAAUAACUUGUCUGCUGAGAGUACAAAAAUAUGUGACAAAUUUGUUACACUAUAGAUUUAACAUGGAAUUCCUUCAUUUUUUAUAAAAAUGUCAAAAAAGCAAUGCUACCUCUCUAGCCUUAGGUCUUGUGAACUGCCCACUGUUGAGUUUUGCUUCUGCCAUACAGAGAAUUGAUACCAUUUGAUCCUGUUUGGCUUCCUUCAAACCAUUGUUUGUAUAUGAUGUUUGCCUGGGAAGGGGAGGUAGCUUUUGGUAUAAAACUCUUGAUUCAAAAGAGAUGAAGACUUGAGUGAAUGUACAAAGGUUUGGAUUGUAGCUGUUCUAACAGUGCAAGUUGUCUGUUGCACAGAGCAGCACACCAGGGAGUACAUGUGCUGGAUAGAGGCCUGUGCCUAGUAGCCAGGUCCUUCAGGUGCUCCUCAGUUAGCCCCUCUGCUCCAGACAGACUUCUGCCUUCCUGGCAGCUUUUCCUCAGAUGAAAAGUGAAUGUUGUCCUUUGGUCACAAUGCCUUUAAGUGUAGUUGUAGCUCAAAACUUUCUUUAGUAUCCAUAUCUAUUUACAUCUGUGUUUCCCAACACAAAACAACUCCAAUGUUUCUAAGAGGAUGUCCUGAAAACCAACCAGAAAUCUAAGCUUGACAAAGAAGUAAAAUAUCAUAGGAUCUAAGAGGAAAGGAUCCCUGCUUCAUGGGUGAGGGCAUCCAUUCCAUCCACUGCCUCUAAAGAGUCGUAGAACAGCCUGCUUCUGGCAUGGGUGGAGGGUUUCUUAAGUUGGUCUCUCAGCCAAGGUAUAUCUAAUUCUGGGAUUACUUGAGAUAGUUCAUGCAAAAGCACCAGAAAACUUAAAAACAGAGUUCUCUGGAGCUAGAAGGCAGAUGAGGGACAGGGCCUUUUCAUUAAUGAUAGAGCAUAUCACAAGAAUAGUAAGAAAAAAACAACAAAACCUCACCUGGCAACAACAUGUCUGUGACUCUAUGCACUCAUCCCAUGGUUGUGACUGGAGCCUGUAGGCUGGCUAGAUGAAUAGGUUACUGGUAACCUAUUAAGGUCUGUAACAGAAAUAGAGAAAUGCCAUAUAAAGAAGGAAAUAAAAACAUAAGUAAACAUCUCAUUUCUCAAACAAAAAUUGAUGCCUGUGUUUAUGUAAAAUUUAAAUGAUUAAAGAGUGCGCCUGAGAAAGGGUCUCUGCCUGGAGUGAGGGCCAGAACUGAAUUUUGUUCUGUCUAUCCUUCAGUAUUGGUGUGUAUUCUGUAUAAGCUCCUAGCUUACUCAGCCCACUUGAACAGAAAGAGGAACCCCUAGUGAGUGGUUCUUUGUUGGCCUCAGUUGCUUUAUAUGGGCCUGAGAAGCCCCAUGAGGUCAUGACUCCCUCUAGGAAAUGUUUGUCCAGUGGCAGGUGAACCAUAGGGUCAUUAACACUUAGUAAGUUUGCUUUCUUUCUCUGUCACUGAUUCUAAGGUACCAUAUGUCUUACACACAUUCAAACAUAUAGGUUGCUUGAAGGGUCCUUCGGAAUGUUAAAUGUGCAGCACCUUAUUUUAUUGUCAAUAAGUCCAUUAUCCCAGGUUUUGAAAAUUUUAAUUACCAAGGACUGCUAUUUAUCUUUGAGGUUAUAAAAUCCAAAUUGUCUUUUGCUAGAGAAAAGUAGAAGGGCUUUCCUAACAGCUUUCAGAGCUUUUAGUGCUUCUUACUGAUGCUGACUUAGAAAGCUUUUUGGGUUUUAUUUUUGUUUUAAGAAACAUCAAUUCCUGUAUAUCUUAGCAUUUUUGGUGAUUGAAAUUGACUUUGUUCCUUUUAGGUACUGUUUUUAUUGCUAGAAUAUUAGGAUUCUUUUCACUAACUUUCCUGCCAGUGAUGGAAAAUGGCCAUCCUUAGUACACAGAAUAGUGUAUUUGCAUUUUCCUUGUACAGGAAGGGUAAGGGACAUACUCUCUGGGGCUUAACUAGCAAGGGUGUCCAUCCAGCACCCUGACAUUUUGUCAGAGUCCUGUGUGUACAUCCACAUUUAUAAUUUUUCUCUAGCCCGUGUAGUUGUUCAGCUUUCAAUGUAAUAACCCUGGCAAUAUUUUGAACCUGCUAGUAUUCCAGGGGUGCUCUGCUUUACAAAAAACAACUGGGGUCAGGUGGAGUCCUAGUACAGGAAUAUUGCCAGUCAUAUGAGCUUAGAAGGCAGAUAGGCUGGUGGUUCUCAAGCCUUCCAGGUGAGGACACAUGGCCUGUUGCUGCAGCUGGCUGGACCAGGUCCCUGCACAGCCUAGACAUGGUUGAGUCAAUAGAACAUUUAGAGACCACUUAACCUUGGGUAAGGGCAGGCCUUUACGGGAGCAGUAACCAUGUGGCUGACUGGCUACAGCUCUCAGUCUUUGCUGUCCUCUUAGGCUAACUAUAUAGAAGCUGGCAUAGAUUGGAUGAAUCUGAAGCACAAUGACAUUCUGUGGACUAAAGGUUUUUUUGGUUUUUGAUUUUUUUUUCCUCUUUCAUGUUCUCAGUAACUCAUACCUGGCUUUAAAUUAAGAGUAGUUAGGAGAAUUCUAGUCUGUAUAAACUUUAAUAAAAAUUAUUUUGGAUUCUAGGAUUUUAGAAUGGUUGACUUAACUUCAAAUUGUCUUAAUUCCACUCUUAAUACUUCACUGUGAUGUUAACUGGAAGCCCUGCUUGAGAUCAGUCUUUUUAUUUUAGACCAUUAUAUCUGCUGAGCACAGGAUUCUUACUAUUUGUAAAACUAAAAGUCUGUGAACACACUUCUACGCUUCUUCCUUUAUGAAAGCAUAACUUAAACAUGAAAAUAAUGUUGGUUAUAGAGAUAUUUAUUGUUCAAGGUCUGUAAUUGUAUUUUAAAAUGAUGUAGUAUUCAAUUUGUGAAGGGAAUUGUUUUGUCAAAAAAAAAAUUAAAAACUCAAUGUGUAUCAGCCCACAGAAGGGCAGGGGUCUACUUUGUGGCCACAGUGGGGUAAACCCCAGUUACACUCAUUGAGCUUUCCUGAUGGCCACAUAGCUCCUGGUAGUGGGUUGGAAGAUGUCUACUGGGUCACAUGAUGUUUGGUAAUGCCAUCUUGAAAGUCCCUGUAAUAGAUGGAGACUACAUUUCCUGUCUGUGAAGGAAUGUGUGUCUAAGGCAGGUAGGCAACUCAGUACUGUCACUUACUGAGUAGAGAGUGGAGAAGUAUUUUCAGAUUCAAGAAAACUUUGGAAAGUCAGGAACUAAGCCGCUUGGAAAUCAGUACCACAAGCAUGACCUUGGUGGACACAGGAAGCCACAGGAAAAUUCUUGACAGUCUGUGUCCCAUCAGUCACUUCAUUUUUCUUUUUUCAAACACAUCCUGUUGGAUAUUGAAUAGAUCAUAGAUGUCGUAGACUGAGAUCUGGGACUGUGUUGGGACCAUACUGGUGAUAUGUCACUUCCACAAAUGGCAUCUCCAAGUAAGCUGUCACCUGGUACACAUGGAGGUGGAGCCUGCAGCUGGAGUGAGGCGCACACUUGGCUCUGCCUGCAGGUGGUUUGCUGAGCAGAGAGCUGAGGGACCCUCUUGACUGGGUAGGGGUUUUGUCCAUUUGUGGGGGAGGAUGUGGUGGGUGAAGGUGGACCUUCUACAAUCUGUCAUGGACUGUGAUAUUGUAAGGUCUAUAUUCUGUAUGUGGAUAACAGACCCAAUCAGGAAACGAGCCUUAUGUGUGUCGUUAACAUUUAUAUUUCCAUUCAAAAUAUGUAUUCAGUGUUUAUUUCCUCAAACAGACUUUGUUAAUUUAGGAAAUAUCUCCAAGUGGAAACGUGCUAACUUUCUGUAAAUCUUAAAUAAAAGGUGCUGUUCCUUCCUCUGACCCAGGA